AUGACUUCGUGGCCAAGUUGGCUAAGGCGUGAGACUGUUAAUCUCAAGAUCGUGAGUUCGACCCUCACCGAGGUCGUUUUUUUUUUAUUUUUGACACAAUAUAGCACUGGCGCACGUCUUUUGUGA
Debaryomyces tyrocola is the source of this 126-nucleotide messenger RNA. Lineage: Eukaryota; Fungi; Ascomycota; Pichiomycetes; Serinales; Debaryomycetaceae. The record is from the annotation of a GenBank genome assembly.